This is a messenger RNA of Leishmania mexicana MHOM/GT/2001/U1103, 561 nucleotides long. RefSeq lists its product as hypothetical. The record is from RefSeq and is a predicted model, not a curated record. Bases 1 to 561 code for a protein of 186 amino acids. The transcript has a single exon. Lineage: Eukaryota; Euglenozoa; Kinetoplastea; Trypanosomatida; Trypanosomatidae.
AUGACGGCCACGCCAGAGAUGGCGGAGUACUGCCUCCGCGUCAUUGCACAGCAGAUCAGUGCCCCCGAUGGCCCAUCGGUGCCACUGCCAGCCAUCCCAAAGGAGGACGCGGCGUGCUUCGUGACACUCACGACACUGCCCCAGGACCGGCUGCGCGGCUGCAUCGGAUCCCUUCGGCCAGGGAACCUAAAGAAAGACAUGCGCCGACUCGCACUUGCCGCCGCCUUCCAGGACUCACGCUUUCCCAAGGUAAAGGAGGAGGAGCUGCCGACGCUGCGGUGCUGCUUCAGUCUGCUGCACACCUUUGAGCCAUGUUCUGCCUGGAAUGAUUGGGAAAUCGGCAACCAUGGCCUCAUCGCCGAUUACGACGGCUACAGCGCCACAUACUUGCCCUCGGUGGCAGAGGAGCAAGGAUGGGACCACAGAGAAACCCUCGUGAGCCUGCUGGAGAAGGCGGGCUUUGAGGAGCCGGUGACGGACCAUGUGCUGGGGAAGGUACGCCUGACCCGGUAUCAGGUCAAUAAAGCCUUUAAGGACUACAAGGAUAUUGUCGCUUCCUGA